ACACACACACACACACACACACACACACACACACACACACACACAGCCCAAAAGCCACAGGAAAGAAAGGGUUUGCUUAUAAAUACAAAUAUAAAGAUUGCGAACUUGAAAAAGCGAACGCAAACAGAAUUCUCGUGAGCUCACACACACACACACACACACACACACACACACACACAAAAUCCCCAGAAAACAACAACAACAACAACAACGAUAUUUGCUCACGAAGACUUGUCCAAAAUCAACAUUGUGGACUUAACAAGUGAAUAUCAUUAUCGUGAGUUGCCAAAGCGCGAAUAAGCAGCAAUACCUCUUUGACUUAACCCUUUCACGGUGAUAAUCAAUAAUAUACAGCGCCAGAAGCAGUACAUGGAGUCUUUAUAAGCAUCUACAGUAGAACGUGAAUUUAAAGCUAGUCAGAGUUCCCUUUAAAUCAAUUACACAGACGGAAAUGUAACGUAAUUCUUUCACUGCGAUACGAGACAAUUAACACAAGAAGAUACGAGACAAACCACAAGAAGCAAUGCAUGUAAUCUUUAUAAGCAUCUACAAGAAAGAAGGGGAUUAAAAAAAAGAAUAGAUUUUUCAGCUUCUACCCAGUUUAAUGAUUGGAGGUGGCUGCGGAACAUGUGAAGAUGUCUCAGUGAUUAGUGAUGAAGGAAAGAUGUAUCAGGGAUAUGAGGUCGUGGGUGGCUGUGGUGUGCCUGUGGGCGGCCGUGGGCGUGGAAGUGGGCUCAGCGCGGUCCCAGGGCCUGUUUGGAAGGGACCUCCUUCGUCCUGACCGUAUUGUGGGAGGGGAGCCCGUCGAGAAGGGUAAGUUUCUGUGGCAGGUGUCUCUCCAGAAUCACCAGCGGCAUUUCUGUGGGGGCACGCUCAUUGCUCCUAACUGGGUGGUGACCGCGGCUCACUGUGUGGAAAAUGAUCUGAGAAAGGACAUGACAGUGGUGACAGCGGCGUGGGACUUGGAGGAAAGCUCUGAGCAGCGCCGCCAUAGAGUGAGGGAGAUAGUAAAGGGUCCCUAUAACUCCGUCACGCUGGAAAACGACAUUGCGCUUCUGUGGAUAGAGGAAGAGGAGGCCACAGCGCGCAGGAACGAUCUCCCCCACGGCACCCCCAUGACCAUUGAGACCAGGAGGGACCGCGGAGCAGGGGUGAAGUGUCUCAUCUCCGGUUGGGGCAGGCUGUCUUCGGGGGGGAAGCUGACCCCUGUGUUAAUGGCGGCUGAUGUGGAGUUGCGCACCGACAAGGAGUGUGGGGCAAUAUUUGCUCGUCACACCUUCUUCUCUGUCUACCCCAGCAACGUGUGCGCGGGGGGCGGGAAGAAGGACGCGUGCCAGGGUGACUCCGGGGGCCCCAUGGUGUGCUGCAAGGGGGACACCAUGGACCCCUCGCAUUGUACUUUGACCGGCAUCACUUCUUGGGGCAUCGGGUGCGCAACAGAAGGUGUCCCGGGCGUGUAUACUGAGGUUGCUUACUACGCCGACUGGAUCAAGACGCAGGUGAAGAAGUUGGACAGGAAAAAAUCGAACGGUCUCACUUUCUAUGGGGAGAAAAAUGAAAGAGAAUAAUAAGUGUAAGCAUGAGGUGAAAAUGUAUUAGGGGUUUAUUAAAAGAAAGAAAAAAAAAAUGAGGUGACUGGGAGGAAUCGAGCGCCCUUUGUUGUGUGGGUGCUGGCUUGCGGUGUGCUGACGGAGGGAAGGUCUAAUGGGGCCCCAGGUGAUUCAGUGAAAGGGUUAUGGUGGUGCUGAUGUGUGUGAGGGUGUACAGUACAUAAUGGGUGCCUUUCCUAUUCCUUUCUAUCGCUGACUUUAUUUUUUUUAGUAAGAUUUUAUCGUUUCCUUAUUUUUCUUUAUAUCUGAGAAUUUUUAUAUUUUUCCCUUGUUCUUUUCUAUCACUAACUUUUCCUCUUUUUUUUUCUUUUCCCUUAUCAUAUUACAGUAUUUUCCUUAGCCAUUUCUUGUCACUAAAUGGUCUCUUUACUUUCCCUAUUUCCUAUCAUGUAUCAUUCCUUUAAACAUGAACUCCCUGCCUGUUUCUGUAUUUUCCUCUUCCUAUGACAUGUACUCUUAAACGAAGGGGGUUUCGAGACACUUAUCCCCCUCCAACACCCUCGGUCUGCCGCGCCUUCCUGUCACACACGCUCCUGUCACCCUCCACUGCACCCAUAAACCUCUUCUUUGGUCAUUCUCUUUUCCUCCUCACGUGAUUAUGUAGGUUCCUUUGUAGCACCUUUGAGAUACGUAUUCUUCAACUUUGGGUGUUAUCAUGAGGGUAUGGCACCUCAGUUGGCAUUUUUUUCCUUUUCUUUCUUUUUUUUUUGUUAUCCUUGGUCAGAGCCCCUUUUACAUGAAAUAGAAAAGAAAAUAAUAAUAAUAUCACUGUCUUAUUCUCUUUAAAAUAUUGUAAUGCCUCAAAUUGACUUCAAAAUUUUUAUCUUAAUGGGGUAAACCGCCAUUAAGUCACCAGGAUUCGAACUCGUGACAAGAAACUCCAGGUACACAACUAAACCAGUGAGCCAGUUAAAGAUAUCAGUGGUUCUAAGUGGAGUUUAGUUAAUCUCAAUUGUUUCCCUUAAAAUUAUAGUGUAAUCUUUUGGAUGUUUUGGGAAAAUAAAAAAAGAAAAGAUUA
This is a messenger RNA of Scylla paramamosain (green mud crab), 2628 nucleotides long. Its product is annotated as trypsin I-P1-like. The transcript has 7 exons. Gene Ontology annotation, molecular function: serine-type endopeptidase activity. The record is from RefSeq and is a predicted model, not a curated record. NCBI's taxonomy places the organism in Eukaryota, Metazoa, Arthropoda, Malacostraca, Decapoda, Portunidae. Bases 654 to 1568 code for a protein of 304 amino acids. Gene Ontology annotation, biological process: proteolysis.